AUGAAGGUGAUCAGCGCGCAAGUCAUCAAAGUCACAAGUGCAUUGGCGCUGACUCUCUUGGGCGUAAUCAAGGACUUCCUGGGUGUGUUCUUGUCCUCCUGGCUGUUCGCUGCACCAAUCUCUGCUGGGCAGGUGGCGGGCUAUGCAGUUGCCGUGCUUUUCAUCAACCUGUACAAGGAUGGGCACAUCACACCCAACGCAUGGAGCGAGUCCCUAUUAUCCAGUGUCACAAAGUUGCUUGUUUCAAGCUGCCAUGCGCGGCAGCUGGACCCGCCCAAAAGAUCCCUUCAUGUUCGAAAGCAUGUUCCAAGCUUGCGCAUCCUCUAG
Messenger RNA from Effrenium voratum, 327 nucleotides. Lineage: Eukaryota; Dinophyceae; Suessiales; Symbiodiniaceae. The record is from the annotation of a GenBank genome assembly.